Molecule: messenger RNA, 405 nt
Organism: Recurvomyces mirabilis
Lineage: Eukaryota; Fungi; Ascomycota; Dothideomycetes; Mycosphaerellales; Teratosphaeriaceae
Exons: 1
Coding region: 1-405 (134 amino acids)
Source: RefSeq, a predicted model, not a curated record
AUGCGUUUCUUCACCAUCGCAGUCGCCCUCGGCGCAGUCGUGAAUGCCUUACCGCUGGCAUCCGACAACACCGCGGCCAUCGCCAGCGCCAUCGUAGCCCGCGACAUCCUCGACGACAUCCCGGGCGCCAUGUCCACCCCAGAUAUCCCUGGCUUCCUCGAACGACACGAAUUGACCGGCACAUCUCGCGUCGACACCAUGCUGCAGCGCGCUCAACUCAGUAGACGCUCAAGUGCACUUGGUCUACUCAAGGCUCUCGGCUAUAGCAGCCAGGAUUUCAGGGCUAUCAUGGAGGUCAUGAAUAUUAGGAUUAACGCUGACAUCAACCAUCUGUUCAAGAACAAGGGCACGUGGUAUGACCAUGAUUUGGAUGAUAUGUUCCAGAAGCUUGGGAUUGAGUACUAG